This is a messenger RNA of Bufo gargarizans (Asiatic toad), 1936 nucleotides long. RefSeq names its product arylsulfatase H-like. The transcript has 10 exons. Gene Ontology annotation, molecular function: arylsulfatase activity. Bases 43 to 1806 code for a protein of 587 amino acids. The record is from RefSeq and is a predicted model, not a curated record. Lineage: Eukaryota; Metazoa; Chordata; Amphibia; Anura; Bufonidae.
UAUUUCAGAAAUGAAUAAUCUCAGUCAGGCGGCAUACAGACCAUGAAGCAGCCAAGCAUAGCACAUAGAGCUCUCCACAAACUGCUUCACAUUCUAUCCUUUUCUAUUUUGGUCCUAUGCUUAUGUCCAAUAAUUAAUGAAGCCACUGUCCAAAAGCCAAGCAUAUUAUUGCUUUUGGCUGAUGACCUUGGAAUUGGGGAUGUUGGCUGUUACGGGAAUGAUACUAUAAGGACUCCAAACAUUGAUAGACUGGCCAGAGAAGGUGUGAAACUGACUCAACACAUUUCUGCAGCCUCUGUAUGUACCCCAAGUAGAGCAGCGUUUUUGACUGGCCGGUAUCCUAUCAGAACAGGUAUGAGUGGCCAUGCUAAAAAUCGGGUGCUUCUCUGGAAUGCUGCAUCCGGUGGGCUCCCAACAAAUGAAACAACAUUUGCCCAAAUCUUAAAGGACCAAGGUUAUUCUACAGGGAUCAUUGGUAAAUGGCAUCUUGGGGUAAACUGUAAAUCAAGGGAUGAUUUUUGCCACCAUCCGUUAAACCAUGGUUUUGAUUAUUUUUAUGGUAUUCCUUUUACACUCAUAAAUGACUGUGAAGCCUCAAGGCCAAGUGAGAUGGGUAUAGACACUAAAAGGAAUGUAUGGUUGAAUGCACAGAUAUUCCUCAUCACAAUGCUAACACUUAUAGCUGGCAUGAAAUGGAAAUUAAUCAAUAUUCCCUGGAAAAUUAUUGUGAUCUGUGCCCUGUCAGGCACAUUGUACUUCACGUAUUGGUAUAUAGCCUUUACAUUUAUACCAUAUUGGGACUGUAUAUUAAUGAGGAACUUUGAAACUGUUGAACAGCCGAUGGACCUGGACACAAAAGCUGAGCAAAUAGUUAAGGAGGCCAAGGCAUUUAUUAACAGGAACAAAGAUGGACCUUUUCUUCUCUUUGUGUCUUUUCUUCACAUCCACACUCCAUAUUAUACUACUAAGGAGUUCAGAGGAAGCAGCAAAUAUGACUUAUAUGGAGAUAACAUAGAGGAAAUGGACUGGAUGAUUGGGCAAAUUCUUGAGUCAGUUGAUCAAGAAGGUUUAAACAACAUACUAACUUACUUCGCAUCUGACCAUGGUGCAUACUUGGAAGGAAUGGUGGCAAGUCCUCAACUGAGGGGUAGCAAUGGAAUUUAUAGAGGUGGUAAAGGUAUGGGAGGACUGGAAGGUGGGAUACGAGUGCCAGGAAUCCUUCGUUGGCCAGGUGUUCUUCCUGCAAAUACUGUUGUUGAUAAACCAACAAGUCUCAUGGAUAUUUAUGUGACAAUAGCUAAGCUUGGAGGAGGUACACCACCACAAGACAGAAUAAUUGAUGGCAAAGAUAUCAUGCCACUUCUGCAAGGACUUGUACCUCACUCUGAUCAUGAAUAUAUGUUUCACUACUGUGAUGAUUACCUGCACGCAGUUCGAUGGCAACAGACCAGCAGUGACACUGUUUGGAAGGUUCAUUAUUUUUCUCCAAAGUUCAGUUCAGAAGGAGCCGGGGCAUGUUAUCAAUCGAAGCUGUGCGCCUGUAGCGGUGAAAAUGUGAUCUAUCAUUUGUCGCCACUGCUUUAUAAUCUCUCCAGUGAUCCUUCAGAGAAGAAUCCUCUCCCUAAUGAUUCAGGACUAUACAAAGAGGUGCUGCAAACCAUACAGAGGGCUGUGGAACGCCAUAAUGCAACUCUACAAGCAGUACCCCUGCAGCUGUAUGGAUUAAACAAUGCAUGGAAGCCUUGGCUGCAGCCAUGUUGUGGACCUUUUCCAUUUUGUUGGCGCAAUAAAGAAAAUGCUAAUUAAUUGUCUUAUAGAAGUUUUUCUAGUAAAUAAAGUAAAUGUAAUAAAUUAAUAAACUUGGCAUAUAAUGUAGUUAUAGUUUUAGUUACAAAUUAUUGUGAGGAUAUACUUUGCAAAACUAUUAAAAAUGUAU